Messenger RNA from Seriola dumerili (greater amberjack), 3098 nucleotides. RefSeq names its product ERCC excision repair 4, endonuclease catalytic subunit (gene ercc4). Gene Ontology annotation, molecular function: single-stranded DNA endonuclease activity; damaged DNA binding; single-stranded DNA binding. Gene Ontology annotation, biological process: resolution of meiotic recombination intermediates; nucleotide-excision repair involved in interstrand cross-link repair; double-strand break repair via homologous recombination. The record is from RefSeq and is a predicted model, not a curated record. Gene Ontology annotation, cellular component: nucleotide-excision repair factor 1 complex. NCBI's taxonomy places the organism in Eukaryota, Metazoa, Chordata, Actinopteri, Carangiformes, Carangidae. Bases 131 to 2836 code for a protein of 901 amino acids. The transcript is spliced from 10 exons.
GCUGUCCCUUUCUAUGCUGUCUCAUAAUGAUUUUUUUCCCGGCUUCUAGCUGACAUUUCCCGCCGACAGUGAGAGAAAACCCUGGUGACUUUUCGUGUCUAGAGUAGAGGACCGUCCUGUCGGCUCCAACAUGGCGGGGCCGCUGCUGGAGUUUGAGACCGAGAUGUUUCUGAGCCUGUUCGGCAGUGACGGGCUGCUGGUGGCGGCCGAGGGGAUGGGGAUAGACCGCAUCCUUCUGCAGUUCAUGCGGGUUUACUCGGAGCAGGGCAGCCUGGUCCUUCUGCUCAACACCACCACACCUGAGCAGGAGUAUUUGACAGAGCAAUUGCAAGUGGAAGGUGUGACCCACCUGCCCAGGACAGUGACCAGCGACGUCCAGAGCACAGAGCGUUAUAACGUCUACACUGAGGGAGGAGUGCUGUUUGUCACCAGCAGAAUCCUGGUGGUGGACUUCCUCACUGACCGCAUCCCUGCUCAUCUCAUAUCAGGCAUCCUGGUGUAUCGCGCCCAUAAAAUCAUUGAGUCGUGUCAGGAGGCCUUCAUCCUUCGUCUGUUCAGACAGAAGAACAAGACGGGCUUCAUUAAGGCCUUCACUGACAAGGCCACGGCCUUCUCCUCAGGCUUCUGCCAGGUGGAGCGUGUGAUGAGGAACCUCUUCGUCAAGAAGCUCUACCUGUGGCCCAGGUUCCAAGCAUCAGUAAACACAGCACUGGAGAGGCAUAAGCCAGAGGUGGUGGAGCUCCACGUGUCAUUGACGCCAGCUAUGAGGGCCAUACAGAGCUCCAUCCUGGACAUCAUGAGCGCCUGUCUGAAGGAGCUGAAACGCUACAACCCCACCCUGGAGGCUGAGGACCUCUCACUGGAGAACACACUAGGAAAUGCUUUUGAAAAGACCAUCCGUCACUACCUGGACCCCCUGUGGCACCAGCUGGGAGCAAAGACCAAGGGCCUGGUCCAGGACCUGAAGGUGCUGAGGGUUCUUCUGCUCUACCUCACCCAGUACGACUGCGUCACCUUCCUCAAUCUGCUGGAGUCGCUGCGCUCCAGCCAAAAGAUCUUUGGCUCCAAUUCUGGGUGGUUGUUCCUGGACUCUAGCACGUCCAUGUUUGUGAACGCCAGGAGUCGAGUGUACCGCAUCGCUGAGAGCAAGAAGAAACUCAAAGUGGGAGCAGAGGCUGAGAAACAGAAGUUACCCUCUGCCUCAGAGGUAAAACGAGAGCUGGUGCUGGAGAAGAGCCCAAAGUGGGAGGCUCUGACUGAAGUGCUGCAGGAGAUUGAGAGGGAGAACAAGAGCUCUCAGCAUGAACCAGGUCGUGUGCUGAUCUGUGCCAGUGAUGACCGCACUUGUGCCCAGCUGCAGCAGUACAUCAGGCACGGCUCUGAUCGGCUGCUCAACAGACUGUACGCCCGCACAAUCGGUAAACAGGACGCCGCUGCAGCUGCUGCCCUUGAACUUGACUCGCACAAAAAGGGCAAAGGCUGGUCCAAAAAAGGAGGCAAGGGGAAGGAGCCUGCACAGAAAAAACCCACAAAGUCCACGAAGAGGACAAGCAGACCAUCUCUGACCCUGACCCAGAUGGUGGGGAAGGAGGAGAUGGAUGAAGCAGCAGCGAUGGGCAGCAGCGGAGAUGAGGACGAACUGAUGGACGAGGACGAAGGCGAGGAAGAACAACUGAAGCUGGAUUUGUCAUCCGAUGCUUACUAUGGUGUCCUGAAGGAGCCGCUGACCGUCAUCCACCCUCUGAAAGGCUGCACGGACCCCCACAGCUUGACGCGGGUGCUGCACGAGGUGGAGCCCAGUUUUGUGGUGCUGUACGACGCUGAAGUGAGUUUUGUCCGACAGCUGGAGAUCUACAAAGCUAGCCGACCCGGAAAGGCACUUAGGGUGUAUUUCCUCAUCUAUGGAGGCUCGACAGAAGAACAGAAGUACCUGACAGCUCUGUCUAAGGAAAAGAAAGCCUUCGAACACCUCAUCAGGGAAAAAGCUACUAUGGUCAUCCCAGAGGAGAGGGAGGGACGAGAAGACACCAACCUGGACCUUGCUAGAAGUUUAGAGCCUGCCAAUGCCACCACCAACUCCCGCAAAGCAGGAGGCCAGGAGCAGCCCAAAGAGCCCUCACGAGUCAUUGUGGACAUGCGUGAAUUCCGCAGUGAGCUCCCCUCUUUGCUGCACCGCCGUGGACUGGACAUUGAGCCCGUCACCCUGGAAGUAGGCGACUACAUCCUGACACCGGACACAUGCGUGGAGCGCAAGAGCGUCAGUGAUCUGAUUGGCUCUCUGCAGAGCGGCCGCCUCUACACCCAGUGUCUCUCCAUGACCCGUUACUACAGGAAGCCAGUGCUGCUCAUUGAGUUUGACCCGGCUAAACCGUUUUCCUUAAUGGCCCGGUCAGAUUUCCGUCAUGAGAUAUCAUCAAAUGACAUCUCCUCAAAACUCACCUUGCUCACCUUGCAUUUCCCCCGGCUCCGUAUUCUCUGGUGCCCCUCCCCACAUGCCACAGCUGACCUCUUCCUGGAGCUGAAGCAAGGCCGCCUCGAACCCAAUGCUGCAGCAGCUCAGGCGGUCACAGCUGAGUCGGAUAUGGUGUCUGAAUCAUCGGGUCUCUACAACCCUGGACCUUAUGACUUCCUGUUAAAAAUGCCUGGGGUCAAUACAAAAAACUACAGGGCUCUGAUCAAAAAUGCCAACAGCCUGGCAGAUUUAACCAAACUCAGCCAGGACAAGCUAGCAGAAAUACUCGGAAAUGCUCUCAAUGCUAAGUUGCUGUAUGAUUUUCUGCAUAAUGUUGCUGAUGUUCCUGCUCCUGUGCAGAAGGCCAAACAGACAUCCAAAUGAAUGAAAGCAGGGAUUCUGAUUUAUCUUUACGUAUAAACUUUUUCUUAACGUCAGGAUUGGUUCUGCGUCGUAAAGCUGGAUAAAAGUUUCUUCAGCGCAGAGUGAAUUAAUGUAUUUAUGCAGUGUAAGUCUUUGUCUAUGUGAAGUGCACAUUACAUUAAUGUGCACAAUGAACUGAAAUAAUGCAGGUUUUUCUAUUGCACUUUGGAAACUACUCUGCAAAUGUGUGCAAGGUUUGAAACUUUUAUUAUAUUUUGAAAUA